AUGAAGAAGGUCCUACUAGCCACCAACUCGGAAUACGGCCAGGCGAACGUCUUCCUCGCCGCCGGCCACGCGCUGCAAGCACUGGACCCUGACGUGCGGAUCCACUUUGCUUCCUACCAACAAAUCGCCAAAGACGUCGCCACCGCCUCGGCAUACUCAGUGCACUGCUCCCAGGGCGGCGGCGCGCAGCCAUGGACCUUCCACGAGCUAGACGGGCCGAGCUUCGAGAAGGCGGUCGAGGGCCGAGAAAAGACGGGCAACCGCGUGCCGAUCGGGGCGCUCAUCACCAAGCCGCCGGGCUUCUUCAACAACAUCGAGCUGUUCCGCCGGCUGCCGAGCCUGCUGCUGCCGUGGGACGGCGCCGAGACGGUGCAGGCGAUCCAGAGCUUUAAUCGUAUCGUCGACGCUGUGCAGCCGGAUAUUGUCGUGAUUGAUUCGCUCUUCUCGCCCGUCCUGACGGCCUGCCGCCACCGCGGGCUGAGGCACGUCAUCCUCUCGCCGAACACGCUCAAGGAUUUUGGUGCGGCGCUGCAGCCGUGGGGGGCGCUGCUGUGGAAAUUCCCAGUAAUGAGCACUGGUUUCCCCUUCCCCGUGCCCCCCCGCUACAUCCCAGCCAACAUCUUCUACUGCCUCUGCAUCAUCUACUAUACCCUCACCGACACCGCCAGGCGGGCCACGGCGGCGCACGUCAAGCGCGAGACGGGCGCCGACCUGAUCACCUUCGAGGACCUGAUGAUGCGGCCCCUGCCGGGCCAGAAGAUCCUGGUCGCCAACCGGCCCGAGAUCGAGUUCCCCAUGGUCGUGCCCCAGCACCUGACCCCGUGCGGGCCUGUCAUACGCCCGGCGCCCUCCGUGGCCGAGGUCGACCCGGAGCUGGACGCGUGGUUGAGGCGGGGGCCGACUGUGUUUAUCAGUCUGGGCACGCACCGGUUUAUGGAUGAGGAGGAGGCGGUGGAGAUGGCAACGGUGGUGAGGCAGUUGCUGGAUGCGGAUGACGAGAGGGAGAAUGGUGGGGGUGUGGGUGGUAUAAGCGGGAGGCUGCAGGUGCUGUGGAAGCUGAAGAAGGUCAAGACGGACCAGGAUUACGGGACGCUGAAGCAGUAUGUCGGGAAGGACUUUGGGACGGAAAAGGGGGGCAGGAUCCAUGGGAUUUUGGGCGACGCGCUCGACUCGGACCGCGUAAGGAUUGUCGACUGGGUCAAGCCCCAGCCCUCGGCCGUGCUCCAGACGGGACAGGUCGUAUGCUCGGUCAAUCACGGGGGUGCGAAUUCAUUCAAUGACGCCUUGACCUCUGGGGUACCCCAGGUGCCGCUCCCCGCGUGGCUGGACUGCUACGACUUUGCGAGCCGUGCCGAGGUGCUCGGCAUUGGCCGCUGCGGCAGCAGGAAAUCUGCGCCCAAGUGCACGGCGCGAGAGCUCGGGCCGAUCGUCGUGGAUGUGGUGUUCGGUCCCAACGCGCAGUCGAUGAGGACGAAGGCCAAGGAGCUUGCGGCGCUGUGUAAUAAAACCCCCGGUGCUACGGUCGCUGCGGCCGCCAUACUGGACGAGAUUGAUAACAAGAAGGGAAAGUAG
Messenger RNA from Chaetomium strumarium, 1572 nucleotides. RefSeq names its product glycosyltransferase family 1 protein. The transcript has 3 exons. NCBI's taxonomy places the organism in Eukaryota, Fungi, Ascomycota, Sordariomycetes, Sordariales, Chaetomiaceae. The coding region runs from base 1 to 1572 and encodes 523 amino acids. Gene Ontology annotation, molecular function: UDP-glycosyltransferase activity. The record is from RefSeq and is a predicted model, not a curated record.